AGUUUUAAUAUUGCCCACCACUAACAGCACAUUUUGCAAUUUUCGUUGAAUUAUUGUUAUUUCCACGACCCAGUCCAGGCCAGAAAUGUAUGAACUGAAGACGUUGCUGCCGCAAUUUGAGAUCAAGCUGCCCACCUGCAUGUAUGCGCUAAAGAAUGUGAGUCUGGCGGCGGACGCCCUGGAUUCAUCGGCAGGCCCAUCCACAUCAUCAUGCAGGGGUCAGCAAAGAUCGGAGAACAGAAGGAGCAGAGGCAGCAACGCAAACGUAAAUAACCCAGCCGCCACAUGUGCACUUGAUUUGGACUCUUUAGGUCGACAGAUACAACAACUGCUAAAGGAUGACACUGCGACGGUGACCGCCCGGCAGGAAAAGGUCCUGAAGCAGUUGGAGGACCUUAAAGUGCAGCUGGGACAGAUCCGAGCCGGUCUCGGGGUGUGCGGCAAGACCUUCCAACACACAACGGCCUUCCAGAAUGGUGGCUUAAAGGAGAUUCCUCUUCAGGACGUUGUCAUCAAUGGACACCCCAAUUUUAUACCAUAUGCCCUGCUGGCUCUCAAGAAUGCCUGGCGGGAUCUGUACACGAUCGAUGUAAAGACCUUCACACACUCCACGAUGGCGGAUAUUGGGCCCGCCGCUCGGGAAUUUGAAGCCAAUUUGGCCAAGGUUCCAGUGAACCCGGCACUGCCCAAAAUCAACGUAACACUCAUCUGGAAGAACUGCGAGCACACCGAGAUGAUCAGUUCGCCGACCAUGUACGUGCCCAUCUAUGGAGAAGUGAACAUCAUCAGGUACCUGGGUCGUGUCGGACCCGCCGAAUACCGGUACGAGGGCUCUCCGCUGUGCAAUGAGAUCGACCUCGUCCUGGACAUUUGCUACCAACUGCUCCGCUGCAACACCCACAAGACGCAAGUGGCUAUGGUGCGAUUGCUGGACAAGCGGCUGCAGAAGCAACAGUAUUUCGGUGGCUCUCAGAUGUCGGUGGCCGAUAUCGGAGUCUACAGCUCGCUGAUACGCAUGCCCACUAUCACAGACAAGGACCUUACGCCGGCGCUGGUGGCCUGGAGGAAACGAGCCAAGCUUGUAGUUCAAAUUUAAGUCGAAAAGUCGAACAAAUAAAGAGAAUAUUAACGAA
Molecule: messenger RNA, 1133 nt
Organism: Drosophila bipectinata
Lineage: Eukaryota; Metazoa; Arthropoda; Insecta; Diptera; Drosophilidae
Gene: AIMP2
Product: aaRS-interacting multifunctional protein 2
Cellular component (GO): aminoacyl-tRNA synthetase multienzyme complex
Source: RefSeq, a predicted model, not a curated record